AUCUUAAAUGGAGGAGUAUAUGUUGGACAGAACAGAUUUCUUUGCUAUGCAGAUACUAUUCAGUGGGAAGAUAUUGUUCGCAACCCUAUGGCUUCCAAUUUCUCUGUGGUUCCAAAAAACAGUAGCACAGACUGUGGACAGUGUCACAAAUCCUGUGGAAAUCGAUGCUGGGGACCUUCAGCAGAUCAGUGCCAGAGUUUAACAAAAGUGGUGUGUGCGGAGCAAUGUGAUGGCCGAUGCUAUGGACGUUCUGUCAGCGAAUGUUGUCAUCGAGAAUGUGCCGGAGGUUGUUCCGGACCCAAAGACACUGACUGCUUUGCUUGUAUGAACUUUAAUGACAGUGGUGCCUGUGUCACCCAAUGCCCACAGACUUCAGUCUACAAUCCUGCCACAUUCCAGAUGGAAACCAAUCGAGAUGGCAAAUAUACUUAUGGUGCUUUUUGUGUUAAAAAGUGUCCACACAACUUUGUGGUUGAUAUCAGCUCGUGUGUACGUGCCUGUCCAAGUCCCAAGAUGGAAGUGGAGGAAAAUGGAAUUAAGACGUGUAAACCAUGCACUGACAUUUGUCCUAAAGCAUGUGAUGGCAUAGGUACAGGAAGUUUGAUGUAUGCUCAAACUGUGGACUCCAGUAACAUUGAUAAAUUUAUCAACUGCACCAAGAUCAAUGGGAAUUUGAUCUUCCUUGUCACUGGAAUUCGUGGGGAUCCUUAUCACACAAUUGAAGCGAUUGACCCGCAGAACUUACAUGUCUUCCAAACAGUGAGAGAGAUAACAGGAUUCCUGAACAUACAAUCCUGGCCUGAAAAUAUGACAGAUUUUAGUGUGUUUUCAAAUCUGGUAACUAUUGGUGGAAGAGCAUUAUACAGUGGUCUUUCCUUGCUUAUUCUCAAGCAGCAAGGAAUUAGAUCUCUCCAGUUCCAGUCCCUGAAGCACAUCAGUGCUGGGAAUGUCUACAUAACUGACAACAGUAACUUAUGCUACUAUCAUACUAUCAACUGGACCAGCCUCUUCAGCUCACCUAAUCAGAAAACUGUCAUCCACAGAAAUCAGAGGCCUGAGAACUGCACUGCAGAAGGGAUGAUAUGCAGCUAUUUAUGCUCAAAAAAUGGAUGUUGGGGGCCAGGGCCAGAUCAGUGUUUAUCCUGUAAACACUUCAUCAGAGGAAAAACCUGUGUAAAGUCUUGUCACCUUUUUGAAGGAGAAUACAGAGAGUUUGCAAAUGGUUCAGUUUGUGUGGAAUGUGAUCCGCAGUGUGAGAAGAUGGAUGGAAACAGAAUAACUUGUAGCGGGGCUGGACCAGAUCAUUGUACCAAAUGCUUUCAUUUUAAAGAUGGCCCCAAUUGUGUUGAAAAAUGUCCUGAUGGUGUACAAGGAACAAACAGCUUCAUAUUUAAGUAUGCGGAUGAGGAUCGUGAAUGUCAUUCUUGUCACCCAAAUUGUACCCAAGGGUGCAUAGGCCCACGCCUUGAGGACUGCAUUGAGAAUAGCCCAAGAACGCCCCUGAUUGCUGCAGGAGUGAUUGGAGGACUCUUCAUCAUCGUCAUUUUGGGCCUUACAUUUGCAGUUUAUGUGAGACGUAAAAGCAUUAAAAAAAAGAGGGCUUUACGAAGGUUCCUGGAGACUGAGCUGGUAGAACCUUUGACUCCUAGUGGUACAGCACCCAAUCAGGCACAACUUCGCAUUUUGAAGGAAACUGAGCUAAAGCGCGUCAAGAUCCUUGGAUCGGGGGCCUUUGGAACUGUCUAUAAGGGCAUUUGGGUUCCUGAGGGAGAGAGUGUGAAGAUUUCUGUAGCAAUUAAAAUACUGAAUGAGACAACUGGUCCAAAGGCUAAUGUGGAGUUUAUGGAUGAAGCACUUAUAAUGGCAAGUAUGGACCAUCCACAUUUGGUUCGGUUACUAGGAGUCUGUCUGAGCCCCACCAUUCAACUAGUUACUCAGCUGAUGCCCCAUGGUUGUUUACUAGACUAUGUACAUGAACACAAAGAUAACAUUGGUUCCCAGGUUUUGCUGAACUGGUGUGUUCAGAUAGCCAAGGGAAUGAUGUACCUGGAAGAGAGGAGACUGGUUCAUCGAGAUUUAGCAGCACGAAAUGUCUUGGUGAAGUCUCCAAAUCAUGUGAAGAUCACAGACUUUGGCCUGGCUAGGCUACUGGAAGGUGAUGAGAAGGAAUAUAGUGCUGAUGGUGGAAAGAUGCCAAUAAAAUGGAUGGCUCUUGAAUGUAUACAUUAUAGGAAAUUCACACACCAGACAGAUGUUUGGAGCUAUGGUGUCACCAUUUGGGAGCUUAUGACCUUUGGUGGAAAGCCUUAUGAUGGGAUCCCAACAAGAGAUAUUCCUGACUUGUUAGAGAAAGGAGAACGGUUACCGCAGCCUCCUAUCUGCACCAUUGAUGUUUACAUGGUAAUGGUGAAAUGUUGGAUGAUUGAUGCUGAUAGUCGACCAAAGUUCAAGGAGCUGGCUGCUGAAUUUUCUAGAAUGGCUCGGGAUCCUCAAAGAUAUUUAGUCAUUCAAGGUGAUGAUCGCAUGAAGCUACCAAGCCCAAAUGACAGCAAAUUUUUCCAGAAUCUGCUGGAUGAGGGAGACCUGGAAGACAUGAUGGAUGCUGAAGAAUAUCUUGUCCCUCAGGCAUUUAAUAUUCCUCCACCUGUCUAUACAUCAAGGACAAGAAUUGACUCCAACAGGAAUCAGUUUAUCUACAGAGAUGGAAGUUUGUCUACAGAACAAGGAAUUCCUUUGCCAUACAGAACUGCCAUACCCGGCAUAGCUCCAGAAGCUCCCAUCAGGCAAGGAGCUGCUGAGAUCUGUGAUGACACUUGCUGCAAUGGGACUUUACGGAAACAAGUGGCAAGUCUUGCACAAGAUGACAGUAUCACUCAGAGGUAUAGCGCUGACCCAACAGUUUUUAUCCCAGAGCGAGGGCCAAGAACUGAGCUGGAUGAAGAAGGGUACAUGACGCCAAUGCCAGAAAAGUGCAAAACAGAUCACCUGAAUCCAGUAGAGGAGAACCCAUUUGUUUCUCGGUGGAAGAAUGGUGAUCUUCAAGCUCUGGACAACCCAGAUUAUCACAACAGCCAAACUGGGCAGUCCAAAGUCGAGGAUGAAUAUGUGAAUGAGCCCAUGUACCUCAACACCUUUGCAAGCACCUUUGAAAAGGCAGAGUACCUGAAGAAAAAUGGGCUUCCGUUGCCAGAAAAGCCCAAAAAGGCAUUUGAUAACCCAGGUUACUGGAAUCACAGCCUCCCUCCACGAAGUACCCUACAGCAUCCGGACUACCUGCAGGAAUACAGCACAAAAUAUUUUUACAAACAAAAUGGAAGGAUCCGGCCCACUGUGGCCGAGAAUCCUGAAUACCUCUCAGAGUUUUCCCUGAAGCCUGGCAUGAUGCUUCCCCCUCCACCAUACAGACACCGAAACACCGUAGUGUAA
Molecule: messenger RNA, 3426 nt
Organism: Notechis scutatus (mainland tiger snake)
Lineage: Eukaryota; Metazoa; Chordata; Lepidosauria; Squamata; Elapidae
Source: RefSeq, a predicted model, not a curated record